This is a messenger RNA of Cordyceps militaris CM01, 3957 nucleotides long. Its product is annotated as cation-transporting ATPase 4. NCBI's taxonomy places the organism in Eukaryota, Fungi, Ascomycota, Sordariomycetes, Hypocreales, Cordycipitaceae. Gene Ontology annotation, molecular function: ATP binding; P-type ion transporter activity; ATP hydrolysis activity. Bases 1 to 3957 code for a protein of 1318 amino acids. The record is from RefSeq and is a predicted model, not a curated record. The transcript has 2 exons. Gene Ontology annotation, biological process: intracellular calcium ion homeostasis. Gene Ontology annotation, cellular component: endoplasmic reticulum membrane.
AUGGCGCCCCUGGUCGCAAAUUCGCAAAUUCAGCACGCGCAGCUGCUGAAUCCGCUUUCCUUUCACUUCCGCGCAUACAUCUGGCCCUUUGCCAUUGUAUGGCCCAUUUUCCUCCGAUAUUUUCUCACCCCCGAACUCUACGAGAGACACAUCGGCGCCCCCGAAUGGACGUUUGUCUGGGUCGGCUCCAUCAUCACGGUCCAGUCUCUGGUCUGGUUGAGCACUCACUGGAGCGUCAACCUCGAUGCCAUCUUCACUGCUCAGUCUGCCAAGUCUGUUGAAGAUGCCCAGCUCAUCAAGGUUAUUCCCAUCGCCAACGCCGGCUCAGCCGGCAUCUGCAAGUUGGUUCGCGACAAGACUGGUGGGAAGACCAACCUCUCAUUUCUCUUCCAGAAACGCCGCUUCUUGUACAAUCCCGAUACCAAGUCCUUCGAUACCCUCAAGUAUGCAAUCGACUCCGAGCCUCAGCCCCUCAUUCGCGACUUUCAGUCGUCGCGCGGUAUCGACAAGAAAGCCGAGUUGUCGCGAAUGGAGCAUCACUAUGGCAUGAACACUUUUGAUAUCCCCGUCCCGACAUUCACUGAGCUGUUCAAAGAACACGCUGUCGCGCCCUUCUUCGUCUUCCAGAUAUUCUGCGUCGGUCUUUGGAUGCUCGACGACUACUGGUACUACUCACUCUUCACCCUCUUCAUGCUUGUCGCCUUCGAAAGUACUGUUGUUUGGCAGCGUCAGCGCACCUUGACCGAGUUCCGAGGCAUGAGCAUCAAGCCCUACGACAUGUGGGUGUACCGUCUUGGUACUUGGACAGAAGUUCUUAGCGAUGCCCUUCUUCCCGGCGACCUCGUCUCAGUCACCCGUACCAAGGACGACAGUGGUGUUGCCUGUGACAUGAUUCUCGUUGAAGGUACCGCUAUUGUCAACGAAGCUAUGCUUUCCGGCGAGAGUACCCCUCUCCUCAAAGACUCGAUCCAGCUCCGUCCUGCCGAUGCGACACUCGACGCCGACGGUCUUGACAAGAAUGCCUUUCUCUGGGGUGGCACGAAGGUCCUCCAAAUUACCCAUGGAACGGCCGAUGAAGAGAAACCCGUACUCUCUUCCGGAGUCCCUACGCCCCCUGACAAUGGUGCCAUGGCUAUUGUGACCAAGACUGGUUUCGAGACUUCCCAGGGUAGCCUUGUCCGCACUAUGAUCUACUCUACUGAGCAUGUCUCCGCUAAUAACGUCGAGGCUCUGCUCUUCAUUCUGUUCCUUCUGAUUUUCGCCAUUGCCGCCUCCUGGUAUGUCUGGGAUGAAGGUGUGCGCAAGGACCGCAAGCGUUCCAAGCUGCUUCUGGACUGUGUCUUGAUUGUGACUAGUGUCGUCCCCCCCGAGCUGCCUAUGGAGCUUAGUCUCGCUGUCAACACCAGUUUGGCCGCUCUGGCGAAAUUGGCUAUUUUCUGCACCGAGCCCUUCCGUAUUCCUUACGCAGGCCGCGUCGAUGUGGCUUGUUUCGACAAGACUGGAACUCUGACUGGCGAGGACCUCGUUGUUGAGGGCAUUGCUGGACUUGGCUUGAACCACUCCGACGUCGAGGACAAGAAGGAAUCUGACGGCGCUCACUCUACCAUUAUUUCGGUCAAGGGAGCGAGCAUGGAAACACAGCUGGUCCUGGCCACUGCUCAUGCCCUGGUUAAGCUCGAUGAAGGAGACAUUGUCGGAGAUCCCAUGGAAAAGGCCACUCUUACUUCUCUUGGCUGGACUCUCGGACGCAAGGAUAUUCUCUCAAGCACUGCCAAGGCCGAGGGCACUGUCGGCAGUGUUCAGAUCAAGCGUCGUUUCCAAUUCUCCUCUGCUCUGAAGCGCCAGAGCUCCAUUGCCAUGGUCAACGGUACCAACACGAAGACUGGUGAAAAGCUCAAAGGUACCUUCGCCGGUGUGAAGGGAGCUCCCGAGACUAUCAUGAAGAUGCUGGUCGAGGUCCCUGCUGAUUACGAGGAGACCUACAAGUAUUUCACCCGCAAGGGUUCUCGUGUUCUGGCCCUGGCUUACAAGCAGCUGACUGUCGACUCCGAACUCGGUGCUGCCAAAAUCAACGACCUGAAGCGAGAGAAGGUCGAGGCUGACUUGACGUUUGCUGGUUUUCUUAUCCUCCACUGCCCUCUGAAGGAGGACGCCAAGGAGGCAGUGCAGAUGCUGAAUGAGAGCAGUCACCGUGUCAUCAUGAUUACCGGUGACAAUCCCCUCACCGCUGUGCACGUCGCUCGUGAAGUGGAAAUUGUUGAUCGCGAUGUUCUCAUCUUGGACGCUCCCGAGGACGACAAGGGAGCCGAACACCUCGUCUGGCGCAGCGUUGAUGAUCGUAUCACCAUCUCUGUCGACCCAACUAAGCCUAUUGACCCCAAGAUUAUCAAGGACAACGAUCUUUGCGUCACUGGAUAUGCCCUGGCUAAACUCCAAGGUCAGCCUGGAUGGAACACUCUCAUCCGUCAUGCUUGGGUUUAUGCCCGUGUCUCACCCAAGCAGAAGGAAGACAUUCUGCUCAGCCUCAAGGAUAUGGGAUACUACACCCUAAUGGCCGGUGACGGUACCAACGAUGUUGGCGCCCUCAAGCAGGCUCACAUUGGUGUCGCUCUUCUCAACGGUACAAAGGACGACCUGACCCGCAUCGCGGACCAUGCUCGCAACACCAGACUAAAGGACAUGUACCAAAAGCAGUGCGAUUUGAUGAAGCGUUUCAACCAACCUCAGCCACCUGCCCCUAUCCUCAUUGCCCAUCUGUUUCCUCCCGGGCCUGCCAACCCUCACUACCAGAAGGCGGUUGAGCGCGAGGCCGAAAAGAAGGGCGUCUCUGUUCAGGAGUACGUCAAGGCUCUCGGUCACCCUCUUGAGACCAUCACCACGCCGGCCGCUCAGCAGCUGAUCAAUGCGACCGACCCUCGUGCUGCUCGCCAAGCCGCUGCCCAGGCCAAGGCCGCGAGCUUCGCCGACAAGCUGUCUUCUGGCAUGAUGGAAGCCGAACUCGGCGAGGACGAGCCCCCCACACUGAAGCUCGGAGACGCGUCCGUUGCUGCCCCCUUUACGUCCAAGCUGCGCGAUGUCAUUGCCAUUCCCAACAUUAUCCGUCAGGGUCGCUGCACUCUAGUCGCCACGAUCCAGAUGUACAAGAUUCUUGCGCUCAACUGUCUCAUCUCCGCCUACUCCCUGUCUGUUCUGUACCUCGAGGGCAUCAAGUUUGGCGACACGCAGUACACUAUUAGCGGUAUGCUCAUGUCCGUCUGCUUCCUCAGCAUCUCACGCGCCAAGGUGGUCGAGGGUCUCAGCAAGGAGCGUCCCCAGCCCAACAUUUUCAACAUUUACAUCAUCGGAUCCAUCCUCGGCCAGUUCGCCGUGCACAUUGUGACGCUCAUCUACGUCGCCCGCCUAUCUGAGCGGCUCGAGCCGCGCCCCACGGACGUCGACCUCGAGGCCGAGUUUGAGCCCUCGCUGCUCAACUCGGCCAUUUACCUGCUGCAGCUCGUGCAGCAGGUCUCGACCUUUGCCAUCAACUACCAGGGCCGUCCCUUUCGCGAGGCGCUCAGCGAGAACAAGGCCAUGUUCUACGGCAUCGUCGGCGUGUCCGGUCUCGCUUUUGUCUGCGCCAUGGAGCUCAUCCCCGAGAUCAACGAGGCCAUCAAGCUCGUGCCCUUUACCGACGAGUUCAAGCUCAAUAUGACCGUCGUCAUGGGCCUCGACUUUGUCGUCUGCUGGGUCAUCGAGGUUGUCCUCAAGUCCCUCUUCAGCGACUACCGCCCGCGCGACAUUGCCGAGCGCCGCCCCGAGCAGCUCGCGCGCGAGGCCGCCCGCAAAAAGAUCGUUGCCGACCAAAAGGCCGCCGAGGAGGAGGAGAAGCGCCUCGAAAAGGUGGCCGAGUUUGAGCGCAAGGUGGAAGAGCGCAAGAGGCAGCUGCAGGAGUGGCGGGCCGGUCGCCAGCGUCAGUGA